Molecule: messenger RNA, 440 nt
Organism: Paramecium tetraurelia
Lineage: Eukaryota; Ciliophora; Oligohymenophorea; Peniculida; Parameciidae
Exons: 2
Source: RefSeq, a predicted model, not a curated record
AUGAUAUACGAUCAACCAGAACACUUUGGUCUAUUUGAGAAAACAUUCACAGCAAAAGAGAAAGAGGAAGUCAAAUAAUUCUUGAAAUACGAUAGACAUGUUCCUUUGAAAUUGACUGAAUAAGUGUUCCAUGCAGAAGCAGAUGCAUCGAGAUUUGAAAGAUUAGGAUUAGUUGGAGGUGCAGUCUAUUCAUUCUCAUUCUUCUUCUUUCCAAUAAUAAAAGGUUUACCAAUUAAAUAGAGAUUAUUUUGGGCUGCUGUUCCAGGAGGUGUAGUUGCAUGGUUGGGAUGGAGAAUUAAAGAAGAAUUAGAAUGGAAUAGAGUUUACAAUUGCUAUUAGAAAUAUCAAGUAGCUCAUUCCAUGCACAAGAAGGUGUUCAUUUGAAAAUAUGGCAGGCACAAAAUAUAAAUAUAUAAAACCAAAAAUAUCCAAUUCAAUAA